Petromyzon marinus (sea lamprey) is the source of this 3024-nucleotide messenger RNA. Lineage: Eukaryota; Metazoa; Chordata; Hyperoartia; Petromyzontiformes; Petromyzontidae. The record is from RefSeq and is a predicted model, not a curated record.
CACCCACACACACAUCCACCCACACACACAUCCACCCACCCACCCACACAUCCACCCACCCACACACACAUCCACCCACCACCCCGUGUCCCACCCCUCCGCUCUCGACAAAGGGCGAUCGGCCACAGGGAGGGAGCUUCUUCUCCUGCCUCGUGAGCUGUAGCAGCGAAGAAGCAGGGGGGUGGGGGCUGCCGCCAUGCUGGAGGAGGGAGACUUUGACCGCGAGCAGAGCACCGAGUCGAGCCUCCUGGCCUCCGUCAAGGAGCAGGAGGCUCAGUUUAAACGGCUCACCAUGGAGCUGGAGGAGGAGCAGAGACACGUAGCCUCCUAUACCACCACCAACGACAGUGACCUUGCCUCCUACCACUCUGGCCAAGCACCGCACUUCUCUGCCAAUGGCACCGCACUCAGGUCUGGUGGACGCCCGUUCCUGCACGAGGACGCCGCCAUCAUCGCUGGUGGUGGUGGCGGCGGAGGCGGUGGAGGCGCUGACCUCUACUACGUUGGGGCCGGCUCCAACGGCAACGGCUCGGCCCACCUCGCCGCCGUUGGCAGCCGCACCGUGGAUCCACGUCGCGGUGGCGGCGGUGGCGGUGGCGGUGGUGGUGGCGGUGACGGGGACCGGGCCUACUACAGCCUGUCGAGAGGCGCUCAGCGGGACCCUCGCUUCCUCCCAGCGGCACCGCACAUGGACGACUACAGCGACUAUGGCAGGGGAGGGGUGGAUGUUUACUUGAUGGUUGUUGUUGUUGUUUACGUAGUUAUGUCUGAUGUGGUUGAUGUUUACGUGGUGGUGGUGGUGGUUGAUGUAGUUGCUGAUGCUUACACGGUGGUGGUGUUGUUGUUGUUGUUGUUUAGACUAUGGCAGGGGAGGGGUGGAUGUUUACUUGAUGGUUGUUUUAUGGCUGAUGUGUAUGGCAGGGGGGGGGUGGAUGUUUACGUGCGGGCGGCUCCCCCCGGGGGUGCCGGCUUCGGCCCCCCAGGCUACGCCACGCUGGACGAACGGCGCUUGGGAGAGCACCAGAGGCGUUACGCAGCAGCAGGAGCAGGAGCAGGAGGAGGAGGAGGAGGAGGUGGUGGGGACAUGGCGGGCCCAGCCAUGCGCCGGUCAUGUGACGAGCUCAACUCCCUGGGCGACCAAGGCCGCCCGUUCUACCCUCCGCCGGGCCGCUCCGAACACGGCAGCCUGGCCAGCCUCGACCGCCUGGGCUACGCCUCUGGCGGGGGCUACGCCCAGCCGCAGCCCGGGGCGGGCGAGGUGGUGGCCCUGCUGCGGGGCGACGUGGCCUCGGCCGUGAGGGCCAACGCGGCGGCUUACCUGCAGCACGCCUGCUACGAGAACGAGCGCGCCAAGGCCGCCGUGCGGGAGGCCCGCGGAGUGAGGGCCCUCGUGGCUCUGCUGGACGACGUCGACGAAGAGGUGCAGCGCAGUGCGUGUGGGGCCCUGCGGAACAUCAGCUACGGGCGCGACGUCCAGAACAAGCUGGCGGUGAAAGACUCCGACGGGAUCACGGCCCUCAUCGGCCUGCUGCAGCGCACACACAACCCGGCCAUCGUGGACGUGGUCACCGGCACGCUCUGGAACCUGUCGUCCCACGAGCCGCUGAAGAAGGCGCUGGUGGAGCGUGGUCUGGGCGUGCUGGUGGAGCGUGUGGUCGGGCCUGAGAGCGGCUGGCACGCCAGCCCCGGCGCCUCGCAGCCCUCGCCAACCUCGCCCUCCAACGCCUUCCGCAACACCACCGGGUGCCUCAGGAACGUCAGCUCGGCCGGGGCGGACGUGCGGUUGCGCAUGCGUCAGUGCGAGGGGCUGGUGGACUCCCUGCUCCACUUUGUCUGCUCGGCACUUGAGGACCACAACACGGACACCAAGGCUGUAGAGAACAGUGUGUGCAUCCUCCGCAACCUGAGCUGCGACAUUUUCCGCGACGUCCCUGCGGGAGCGGCCGUGGCCCAGGGGGCCUCCUCCUCCUCACCGCGUCGGCGCGGCGCUGAGACUCGCUGCUUCGCCAAGCGGGACAAAGACGCCUGGUUCUCAUCAGGCAACAAGGGGGGUACUGAUGGCGAUGAAGUGGACAUCCCUCCUCGCAAGGAGCCUGUCAGAGGGUGGGAGUUGCUGUACCAGCCCGAAGCACUCCGCCCCUAUGUGUCUCUGCUGAAGCAGUCGAGGAACCCAAUCACGCUGGAGGCGGCCACCAGCGCCAUCUACACCCUCGCUAGCGGUGACGGACAGUGGGCGGAGGUUGCCCGUGCGGUGGUGCGCAAGGAGGAGGGGCUGCCGCGGCUGGUGGAGCAGCUGAGGAGCGAGCGCGAGCGAGUGGUCUGCGCGUCCGCCCACGCUCUGCGUGGACUCGCUCGCGACCCCAAGAACAAGGCUCUCAUAGGGACCCACGGCACCAGGAACCUGGUGCAGAGGCUGCCCGAGGUGUCGCCGGAGGCGGGGGUCGGGGGGGCGCCCCCCCCCCGGUCGUCGGCGAGCGUCCCGCUGGGCCCCGUGGGCGAGGACGGCGUCGCCGCCCUGCUGGGGGCCCUGGCCGAGCUCGCCACGGGCAGCGUGGACAACGCCCGGCACCUUCAGAGCGCCGGGGGCAUCGAGCGGGCGGUCUCCAUCAGCGCAUCCCGGACGUCUACGAGUCGUGAGCUGCGUGCUGCGUCUGCCCUGCUCACAGCGCUGUGGUCUCACCGUGAGAUGCACAGCCGCUACAAGAAAGACGGCUGGACCAAGAUGCACUUCCAGGGCAACGCCGGGAGCAGCGUGGGUACCGUGGGGCGGGGCAAGGCCGGUAACCAUGACGACACCACCCUGCCACUCAUGGGGACCGCUAAGAAGUCUGACGGGCAACCACGUGGCAGCAGAGAGCAGCUGGAGGAGAUCCCCCUGGAGGACUUAGCCCCUGGCCGCAAAUACUGAGGAGUGGCCUCGGUGGGAGGAGAACGCCGGGGUGGAGUGCAGCCCGGAGCGGAUCGAGAGGAGGAGGAGGAGGAGAGGAAGGGGACAUGGGGGACAUGGGGGGACAGGAAGGGGUA